This is a messenger RNA of Betta splendens (Siamese fighting fish), 3336 nucleotides long. RefSeq names its product excitatory amino acid transporter 5-like. The transcript is spliced from 11 exons. The coding region runs from base 998 to 2677 and encodes 559 amino acids. The record is from RefSeq and is a predicted model, not a curated record. Gene Ontology annotation, cellular component: plasma membrane. Lineage: Eukaryota; Metazoa; Chordata; Actinopteri; Anabantiformes; Osphronemidae. Gene Ontology annotation, molecular function: neutral L-amino acid transmembrane transporter activity; glutamate:sodium symporter activity; L-glutamate transmembrane transporter activity. Gene Ontology annotation, biological process: L-glutamate transmembrane transport.
CUCGUCAGACAGAACGGCCUCCAUCUUGGGUCUGAUUCCAGGUCAGCACAGACUGUGACGUGAGCGGUUACAGAAAAAAAACAAGGAAUCCACACACUCACAUGAAGAGUCAGUGACAAUAUGCAGCCUCAUCAGUUUCUCGUCUCACAGUCAUAAAAUAUUAAAACAUUAAUAUUCUUUCUUUAAAUGAUUUAUUUUUGUCAUAUUUAUGGCACAGACCGUUGCUGCUGGGUUGAAGUUCACACUGACACCUGCUGGUUCACUCCUGUUUCCUAGAGCUAACGCAGCAUUAUUUCACUGUCUAAGCACCCGUGUCCUCCUCAGACCUUACGACAUUACAUCACAGCAGGUCAAGGGUCAGGACAUGUUCUGAACAUCAAGGACUGAUACCGGUGUGACCUUUGACCUCAGGUAAUCCUGCCUGCACUGUUUAAACUACUUUACUUUACUAGACUAUACAACUUCCACUCAUCAUUAUGUCCCUAGAAAGAAACUAUGAAACAAUAACAUAUUUAAAAAUGCUGUUCUUAUAAAUGAGACUUUUUAUUUUUAUAUUUUGUUCAGACUUAUUACAGACGAUGCUGGAUUCUCAUGUCGAAUAAAAUAUUAGAUGUAGCCGUAUCCUAUGUUCAGUGAAGCACUUUAUGAUGACAAAGUGGAGGCAUGCAGCAUGGACUCACAGUGAGCUAUGAAUGGAGGAGCUAAUCAGUGCUGAGGGCUUGCGUCUCUAAUAAGCCUUUCUGUUAGCAUCGGAGGGGGAUAAUCCUUUUAAGCAGUGCUCUACUAGGAAUCAGUUAGUGAACGCUUCCUCUCAGACUGGAUCAGCUCCUCAAUGUGAGACAGGACCCACAUUCCACCACAUCCGCCGGCCGUCCUCUGCCUCGGUUCCUGUGGGAUACACGUCGCGCUACAGCCCGCUCACCAGGCGAUCCGGACACCCGGCCUCAGUCGGGGGGAGGGUGGGGGCUGCUGGGACACAGACCGAGCCUGAGUCAGGAUGGAGAGUUUAAGGAAUUCUGUGAAGAACAUGGUAUCGGUGAAGAUCAGGGAGUACGUGAAGGACUACUGCAAGAGGAACGGCCUGCUCACGCUCUCUGUGUUCGCCGUGCUCAUGGGCUGCGUGCUGGGAUUCAUCCUCCGCUCGCUCAACCUGUCCACACAGGCCAAGAUCUACUUCUCCUUCCCUGGGGAGCUGCUCAUGAGGAUGCUGAAGAUGCUGAUUCUUCCUCUCAUCACCUCCAGUCUUAUGUCCGGCCUCUCAGCCAUGGACACGAAGGCCAGUGGUCGUCUGGGAGUCCUGACCAUCACCUACUACCUGUGGACGACCUUCAUCGCCGUCAUCGUCGGCAUAGUCCUGGUGCUCAUCAUUCACCCGGGGACAGGAUCAGAGAAAGAGGGUCAUCAUGUUAGUUCAGGCCCUGUGAUGACCUCUGCUGACGCCCUGCUGGACCUCAUCAGGAACAUGAUUCCAUCAAAUCUGAUAGAAGCAACGUUUCAACAGUACCGAACAGAUCUGGUGCCCAUCGUGCAGAACUCCAACAUAAAGGAGUCGCAGGUGAACUAUGUGUAUGUGAUGCCCGACUACCACAACCCUCACCUGGGCCACCCAGUCUUCCUGGAGAUCACGCCCGCGCCCGACAUCAAGUACAAGAUUGUCCCCAGCACCAGCAAAGGCAUGAACGUCCUGGGGAUCGUCAUCUUCUCGGCCACGAUGGGUCUGCUGCUGGGAAAGAUGGGAGAACGUGGAGCUCCACUGGUCAACGUGUGCCAGUGCAUCAACGAGUGCGUCAUGAAGAUCAUCAACGCGGCUAUGUGGUACUUCCCCUUCGGCAUCGUGUUCCUGGUGGCGGGGAAGAUCCUGGACAUGCACGACCCGGCCCACCUGGGGGAGAAGCUGGGCAUGUACUUCAUCACCGUGUUGUCCGGCCUGUUCGUGCACGGCCUGGUCCUGCUGCCGCUCUUCUACUUCUUCUUCACGCACAAAAACCCCUUCCCCUUCAUCAGAGGGCUGCUGCAGGCCCUGGUCAUUGCACUGGCCACGUCCUCCAGCUCCGCCACUCUGCCAAUCACCAUGAAGUGUCUUCUGGAGAACUGCGGAGUCGACCGGCAGAUCGCCCGCUUCGUGCUGCCGGUGGGCGCCACCAUCAACAUGGAUGGGACCGCCCUGUACGAGGCAGUGGCGGCCAUCUUCAUCGCUCAGGUCAAUGAGUACGACUUGGACUUUGGCCAGCUGGUCACCAUCAGCAUAACAGCAACGGCAGCCAGCAUCGGGGCGGCUGGGAUUCCGCAGGCAGGCCUGGUUACCAUGGUGAUCGUCCUGACCUCUGUGGGGUUGCCGCCGGCUGACAUCUCGCUGAUUGUGGCCAUCGACUGGGUUCUCGACCGCUUCCGGACCAUGAUCAACGUUCUCGGCGACGCCCUGGCAGCCGGGAUCAUGGCUCACAUAUGCAAGAAGGACUUCGAGAAAGCAGCUGCUGCCGCGGCGGCGGUGGCCACGGCGGCGGCGAACAACGGGAGCGGCCGGAGGGACACUGUCAUCUCCUUUGGUAACCAAAGCGUGGCGCUGUCCGACGCCCCUCUCAUCGCACACCGCUGCGAUUACGUAUUUGAGGUGGACGGGGACAAUGUGCUGGAGCGACCUAUACCUCCGGCCUGCUACAACCUCUGCCAAGUCUGAGGCGCGUACAGGACGGCCAGCGAGGGACACUGCCUUCUACAGCUCAGCUCACCACCAAAGGGACUGUGAUCUGAGGCCCCAAAAAUCCACGCGUGCUUGAAAUCCAGCCAUGUUUGCAUCAAAGUGAGCCUGAGUAUGUCGCGGCACCAGGGUUUGGCAGCUUGCAUGGAUUUUGCCUGUGCCAUGUCAAACAGAGACCUUUAAUACUUGAUGAAUCCUGUAAGUCUCCAAUCAGCUGUUACUUGAACAGAAGUGAGCAAAAGCUUGAGUUUCACGCGUUACCUAAACCACUUCAUUUUCUAAAAGAAUAUGUAACCGUGAUCAGGUGUUAGAACGACAAACAUUAGAUGGAGUUUAGUGUUAACCGGUCAAUGCAAAUAAACAAUAACCACAGUCCUGGAGUUUGAUCACAGAUUUAGGAUCAGUGAGGGGUUUAAGUUGCCUUAACAUGACCAUAAUGCUGAGACCUUGACUUGAAGACUUGAAAGUAAAUGUAAUAUGAUAAAGAAGAAAUUUUAUUUAGUUGGUAAGCCAUGUUUGUAGACAGGUUCUUAUAAAGGAACUGUUAAAAUUGUACAAUAUUCUUAGAAGUUAGAAAUUCAAGUGUUUUUAUACGUGUACUUUGUGUCCAUUUUUUUUAAUAAAAACAUUUGAAAGAG